This is a messenger RNA of Cyprinus carpio (common carp), 325 nucleotides long. Its product is annotated as ATP synthase F(0) complex subunit k, mitochondrial-like. The record is from RefSeq and is a predicted model, not a curated record. Lineage: Eukaryota; Metazoa; Chordata; Actinopteri; Cypriniformes; Cyprinidae.
AAUGCAGUUCAUUCAGGCUAUCACCACGAAGGCGGGAUUUCCUUAAAUCAUUCAUUUUUCCGGCCUCUCCACUGAAGGGCACCAGUUUGCUUGAAAUCAUGGGAGGACACGACGCUGGAACUCACCACCAGUUCACUGGCAUCGCCAAGUACUUCAAUUCAUACACCAUCACAGGCAGGAGAAAUUGUGUGUUGGCCACAUACGCCAGUAUUGCUGCCAUUAUCCUCUUCUUUAAAUUGAAGCCCAAGAAGCAAAAGGCCGUGAAAUCAAGUUAAUUUAUAGAUGUUUUGUGAUGAAACUAGGGGUGCGUGAAGCUAGUUCAACU